Molecule: messenger RNA, 1290 nt
Organism: Marmota flaviventris (yellow-bellied marmot)
Lineage: Eukaryota; Metazoa; Chordata; Mammalia; Rodentia; Sciuridae
Product: beta-1,3-galactosyl-O-glycosyl-glycoprotein beta-1,6-N-acetylglucosaminyltransferase 7
Cellular component (GO): membrane
Molecular function (GO): acetylglucosaminyltransferase activity
Source: RefSeq, a predicted model, not a curated record
AUGAGCCAACUUCGAGCCACAAAACCUGGGCUCCUCGUGUGUGUAGCAAUUUGCAUCUUCGUUUUCCUUUACUUAAAAAGCCCAGAUCCUGAGGAAGCAGAGGAGGUGCCCACCUCUCCAGAAGCAGUGGAAUGUGGCUUCUAUCCAGAUGAACUAUGUUCAGCUUUAUUUCAAGGGAAAGAGGCAGCUCCCCAAAUCGCAAAAUUCUGUAAAAACCCUCAAACAACUGGAAUAUUUGCUUAUUUACGUACACCAGGAAACUGCUCCAGGAUUUCCCAAGGACUGCACUUCAUAACCAGGCCCCUGUCUGCAGAAGAGGGUAAUUUCUCUUUGGCAUAUAUUAUAACCAUUCACAAGGAGCUGGCCAUGUUUGUGCAGCUUCUCAGAGCUAUUUAUGCACCUCAAAAUGUUUAUUGUAUUCAUGUCGAUGAAAAGGCCUCAAAGAAGUAUAAGACUGUGGUGCAAAGCCUGGUUGACUGUUUUGAAAACAUCUUUAUUUCAAAGAGACAGAAGGUGGUUCAUGCUGGCCUUACAAGACUACAGGCAGACAUUAAUUGUAUGAAAGAUCUAGUCCACUCCAAAUUUCAAUGGAACUAUGUCAUUAAUCUUUGUGGACAAGAUUUUCCAAUCAAAACCAACAAAGAAAUUAUAUACCACAUCAGAAGCAAAUGGAAUGAUAAAAAUAUUACUCCUGGAGUAAUCCAUCCUCUAAACAUUAAAUCCGAGGCCAGUCAAAGUCAUCCUGAGCCCAGUCCUGAAGGAAAUGUCCAUGUAUCUCCAAAUAAAAAAUUCAAACACAAGCCACCUCAUAACCUAACCAUAUAUUUUGGAAGUGCGUACUACAUACUCACAAGAAAGUUUGUGGAGUUCAUACUGACUGACAUCCGUGCAAAAGACAUGCUUCAGUGGUCCAAACACAUCCACAACCCAGAGCAGCACUACUGGGUGACUUUAAAUCAACUAAAAGAUGCUCCAGGUGCUGCGCCAGAUGCUGGCUGGGAAGGGAACAUUCGAGCCAUGAAGAGGAGAGCAGAGGAAGGAAGUGUCCACGACGGAUGUAGAGGCCACUACAUCCAAGACACCUGUGUGUACGGACUAGGAGACCUGCCAUGGAUCAUUAAGUCACCUUCUCUGUUUGCCAACAAAUUCGAGCCCUCCUCAGACCCACUUGUGGUUACAUGCUUAGAGAGGCGGCACCGACUUCAGACCCUAAGGCAGGCAGAAGUCCCCGUGGAACCACACUGGAGUUUCCAACAGGAAACUCGUUUCAACACGAAACUGACCCACUAA